GUUCAAGCUACCUACAGUUAACGCCCAAUUGUUGGGCCAAUCUCCAGUCGGCUCCUUGAGGUCUCGAGAGAGAAACAUGAGAGGAGCAGGGAUUGGGGUCGUGGGGGAUGCAAAUUCUCGUGGGGAACUGAGGCUGUGACCUCUUCCUUCAGAGGGAUAGUGCUCUCCCCUCAGAUCCCCGUCCUCCCCUUGUACUUGCAUUCACACAUGCUUGCUUGCUUUUUUUUCCCUUCUUUCUCUCUUUCUUUGUCCAUCCAUCACCUGGACACCCCACUCUCAGGCCUGCUGCAGAUGCAGCUCAUCCUUCAUUACGAUGAGACCUACCGGGAGGUCAAGUACGGAAACCUGGGGCUUGAGGACAUCGACAAGAAGAUGCUGAUGGGAAUAAAUGUCACUCCCAUUGUCGCCCUCCUCUACACGCCCGUCUUGAUCAGGUUCCUCGGGACCAAGUGGAUGAUGUUCCUCGCCAUUGGGAUUUACGCCCUCUUUGUGUCGACUAACUACUGGGAGCGGUAUUACACCCUGGUCCCAUCAGCCGUCGCCAUUGGAGUAGCCAUCGUCCCACUGUGGGCAGCGUUGGGGAACUACAUCACAAGGUCUGUCUCCAUGGUGACUCAUUCUUGAUCCCCCGACGCCACUUCAAGGCAAUACCGAGGGAGCCCUGCUGUUUCUGAACUCUUCCUGUGUAGGCCCUGGGACUCUCUAAUUUGUACAAUAAAGACAGAUAAAGCAAGCAGUCAAAAACUUGGCAGAUGAAAUGUAAUGCAGGGAAAUGUAGGAGGCAGAGAGUAAUAGUGGACAGAUACUUGUCAGACUGGAGACCUGUGACUAGUGGAGUACCUGGGGACUCUGCAUUGAGCUCAUUUAUGUUUGUUUCCUGAUGAAGGGCUUUUGC
Molecule: messenger RNA, 895 nt
Organism: Chiloscyllium plagiosum (whitespotted bambooshark)
Lineage: Eukaryota; Metazoa; Chordata; Chondrichthyes; Orectolobiformes; Hemiscylliidae
Source: RefSeq, a predicted model, not a curated record